AUGUCGAACAGUACGGAAUUGAAAUUAUUGUCGCUAUCUGGAAACAAAAUUUCUCAUCUCGAGAAUUUCAACAGUAUGCCAAAGCUGCGAGAAUUAUACUUGGCAAAUAAUAGAAUAAAAAAGAUUGGAGAUAGCUUUUUGCAAAGUCCACGUUUGACCGUCAUGAAUUUAGCUGGAAAUACUUUAUAUCAGUUACAGGAUAUUCAGAAUCUUUCCUUCCUCCCGAGUCUACAGUCCGUCGUUUUUGCUGAUCCAAUGUACGGCGAGUGUCCACUAGUCUCGUUGUCAGCCUACCGAUAUUUUGUCAUAAACUAUCUGCCUACCUUGAAUGAAUUGGAUCACUACCGGAUCACCAGCGAGGAACGUUCUUACGUAACGGAAUUUUUCAAGUACCCACAUUUUGUAGAUUUCAUUCCAUAA
This is a messenger RNA of Diprion similis, 420 nucleotides long. RefSeq names its product leucine-rich repeat-containing protein 9-like. The coding region runs from base 1 to 420 and encodes 139 amino acids. The transcript is spliced from 3 exons. Gene Ontology annotation, molecular function: protein binding. NCBI's taxonomy places the organism in Eukaryota, Metazoa, Arthropoda, Insecta, Hymenoptera, Diprionidae. The record is from RefSeq and is a predicted model, not a curated record.